AAAAAAUCAUUAGAUCAUAGAAGCACCAACAAAAUACUUAUAUAAAAAAAUCAUUCGUAUUGCCGACGGCGCUUGCAAAACCAUUAAUUUGUUAAACAUAUCUUUGGUACAUACUAUAUAUUCCCGUGAAAAUAUAGAAGUAUAAUACCGCAUGGUUAGCAGCGUAAUCGCAGCGCCGCUUAUGUGUCAUCCUCAUUAAUUGUUAAUUGGACAAUUAAAAAGUGAUCGUCUUCAUGCGCCUAAACGCCUCUGCAACAGAAACGGCUUAUAGUGCGUUUGCUGUUGCUGUCUGCUGCUGUCGUCCGUCAAAUUGAAAUUUAGUGUAAAUAUCUGUAUCCUCAACGACCGAACCGGGAGGCGUGGAUUCUGGCUUCUAAGUAACGUACAGUGUUCAAUAUCGACGCAAAAAGUGUUUAAAAGUGAAAUCUAAUAACUCAAAAAUAUAAAAUUAAAAUUUCUUCCGCAUAUUUCUCGUCAAAAUGGCUAACUACAAUUCAAAUUGUGGCUAUUACGACGACUACAUCGGCUAUUAUACCAACACGAAUGUGUAUCAACAGGAUUAUUGCAUGCAACCCGAGUAUGAAUACAACAAACAUGAAUAUGAUCUAUUCGACACGAAGGUGCCGCCGUCGCAACGCUCCUCCGGCUUUCACAUAUCGGACAUACUCAAUUUGGAUGGCAGCGAGCUGAAGAAUGGCGUCGUGCCACCUCACGCCGCUGCCGCUGGCCCGCACAGCCAAACGGAUAUUAGUCAACAUACGCAGCAGCAGCAUCAUCAUCCUAGCCACCUGCCCCAUCAUCUGCCUCAGCAUCACAAUAACAAUAACACCAGCUUACACAACAACAACAAUAAUAGUAAUAGUAAUGGUGAGGCUCACAGCGCACACUUAACACCACCGGCAUCAGUUUUGGGCGGCACCGGUUCCAACAAUGCCUUAACGGUACCCAGCGAUGAUCAAACAACGCAACACUCCACCGGCACCACACCAACACCAGUAGCUGGUGGCGGUGUAGUCAAUGGCACCGAUACCAACGGACAGUCAGUUACAGCACAUCAUCAAAGUUCCGCAGCUGUGGCGGCGAAUGCUGCUUCAGCUCAGGCCACCGCUCAUCUGAUAGCCAGUCACCACAAUGCCGUGGCCGCGGCAGCCGCAGCCGCUGCUGGACAAUAUUUGCCAAAGAACUUCACCAGUUUUAGUGAUGAAUUGUCAUCAUAUCACCAGAUGACGCACACUGUGUUGGCGCAUCCGGCGCGUAGCGCGUGGAUUAAAGAAAAUGAGCUCUAUGGCAUGCAACAGCCAGCCAGUCCUGAUAGCACCUCACCACACACCUCCGAGGUCUCUUAUACCUACAUUGGAUCCAACUGUCAAACCUCGCCAGCGCUCUCUGGUGAUUACAAAACCUACAGUCGUUCAGCCGAAAGCGAUGCCCUCUCCGUCGGUGAUGCAAAUUCGUUGCAUAUGCAAACUCAUGCCGGUGCCGCGGCACACCAACAGCUGCAUGCGCAUCAUCAACAGCUCAACAAAAGUAUGCCAGGCAGUGGUGGUGGUGGUGGCGGCACAGGCGCGGACAAUACCAGCGCCGGCGGCUCCUCCUCCAACCCGCACGACGACAGCCUCAUUGAGGAUGGCAUCGAGGAGGAUAUUUUGGAUGAUGAGAACGAUGAAGAAAACGGUAAUGGCUCUGCCAAUGGUGCCGACGGCAUGCCAAAUAAGAAACGUAAACGACGCGUGCUCUUUACUAAAGCACAAACCUAUGAAUUGGAAAGACGUUUCCGCCAACAGCGUUACCUAUCAGCGCCGGAGCGCGAACACCUCGCCAGUUUGAUACGACUAACGCCGACGCAAGUCAAAAUUUGGUUCCAAAAUCAUCGCUACAAGACGAAACGCGCACAAAAUGAAAAAGGCGUCUACGAGCAUCAUCCCGCCAUGCAUCCGCACCAUGCGGCCGCGCUGCCGUCACCGCGACGCGUAGCCGUACCGGUUUUGGUGCGAAAUGGCAAGCCCUGCUUGGCCGAUGGCACAAAACUGCCGCAGGAUUGCAUGACACAGCAAAUGCAAAAUGCGGCUGCAGCGCAUAAUUUGGUGUUGCAUGCAAAUGGCGCCGCGGCCUAUCAACAUGCGGCUGCAGUGGCAGCAGCGGGUCUACAUGCAGCGCAUGCGCACUCACAUCAACGACCAUGGUGGCCCUAAUAUUGUUGAGAGCUGGUGGAUCGGAUGUGGCAACGUGGAACUGGCGCUGGUGCAGUAUGAAAAUGACAACAUUAAAAGCAGCAAUAACAAAAGCGUUUUGGGUGAUAAUUUUGUGUAAGCUUCAGCAGAUGUAGACUUAAGCUUAUGAAAGCUUUGUCAAGCUAGAAUUCAUGAAAGCACAAACCUUCAACUAUUGAAAGCUUCGUAUUAUGAGAGCUCAAAUUGGUGAAAGCUCCAUGUUGUGAAAGCUUCGUAUUAUGAAAACUCAAAUUGGUGAAAGCUUCAAGCUAUGAAAGCUCACACGCAAAUUAAAAUUGGCUGGAAAACAUUUUUUUGAGACAGCAGUUGAUAUUUUAACGGCGCUACUCGAAUAUUGGACAAUAAAUUCAAAAGCACAGAAAAGUAAACAAAAACACAAAAUACACAAACAUUUUUAGUGUCGUAUUGGCAGUCGCUGUGGUGCAAUAAAAUCAGUAGAAAAAUUAAACUUCAUAAAAAAUUUUAAAGAAAGAGGCAAGCACCAUUUCGGAAAAGUGUAAAUAAAUUAAGAAAAAAAUUGUAAAUAUCAAUAAAAAUGUU
This is a messenger RNA of Bactrocera tryoni, 2771 nucleotides long. It is a transcript of the gene vnd, whose product is annotated as homeobox protein vnd. Gene Ontology annotation, molecular function: DNA-binding transcription factor activity, RNA polymerase II-specific; RNA polymerase II cis-regulatory region sequence-specific DNA binding. The transcript has 4 exons. NCBI's taxonomy places the organism in Eukaryota, Metazoa, Arthropoda, Insecta, Diptera, Tephritidae. The coding region runs from base 480 to 2192 and encodes 570 amino acids. Gene Ontology annotation, biological process: regulation of transcription by RNA polymerase II; cell differentiation. Gene Ontology annotation, cellular component: nucleus. The record is from RefSeq and is a predicted model, not a curated record.